This is a messenger RNA of Misgurnus anguillicaudatus (oriental weatherfish), 2176 nucleotides long. RefSeq names its product adenosine receptor A1. Gene Ontology annotation, molecular function: G protein-coupled adenosine receptor activity. Lineage: Eukaryota; Metazoa; Chordata; Actinopteri; Cypriniformes; Cobitidae. Gene Ontology annotation, biological process: G protein-coupled adenosine receptor signaling pathway. The record is from RefSeq and is a predicted model, not a curated record. Gene Ontology annotation, cellular component: dendrite; plasma membrane; synapse.
UGACUCUUGCGUUAAUCAAGUGUCACGCGCAUCUUGCCUCGCGCAGCAUGUGAUUGGUUAAACUGUGGCAGACGUCGCUCGCGUCUUCAUUUAACACUCACUGUUCUCGGUGAUAGCUUCUGUUGGUGUGUUAUGGCGGCGUUUCAAAGUUAAAGACAAACCUCACUGCACUUACCGAACAGACAUUUUUGGACGUAAUCCAGAUGCGGACGCCGUGUCCAUCACCUCGUGCCCAGGUGUCGCGUCUGUAGCUUGUGAUAAACCGGCAUCAGAUGUGUGCUCGUGGAGGGUUUGAAGUGACUCAUACUGGUUUCUGUGGAGCACGGACAUCGCGAUAAUGGUGUCGAGGACGCGUUUCGGACAGAACGCGCGCGUUCCCAUUAUCCCAACUUAUGGUUGCGUCCUGCGUAAUGUAACUUUGCCACCGACAUAAUAAAGGGGCAGUUUUCACAUCAAGGAUCAGUUUGUAUAUUUCAGGAGUCUCAUUAAAAAGCACGGGGGUCUUUUAUCCAGACGAAUCUCAAGGAUGCCUGAAGUGCCGCCAGUUUAUAUUGGGAUGGAGGUGCUCAUCGCCCUUUCCUCUGUCAUUGGAAAUGUGAUGGUGGUCUGGGCUGUGAGGAUUAACCGAUCUCUACGGGACACGACCAUCUAUUUUAUCGUCAGUCUGGCUUUUGCAGACAUUGCCGUCGGGGCUCUGGUUAUCCCCCUGGCUAUCACUAUAAGCAUCGGACUGAGGACUCAUUUCUACAGCUGUUUGUUCGUGGCGUGCACGGUGCUCGUCCUAACGCAAAGUUCAAUACUCGCGCUUCUGGCUAUUGCUAUCGACCGCUAUCUGAGGGUCAAGAUACCGAUGAGCUAUAAAAGAGUGGUGACGCCGAGGCGUGCAGGCACCGCAGUGUUGUUGUGUUGGAUGAUAGCCAUCAUAGUCGGCCUUACGCCCAUGUUGGGCUGGAACAACCUGGAGAAGCUUCGGCAGGGCAACGAGACUCCGGGUCCUGACCUUCUCAUAACCUGCGAGUUUGAGAACGUCAUCAGUAUGGACUACAUGGUCUAUUUCAACUUCUUUGGGUGGGUGCUGCCACCCCUGGUCGUGAUGUUGCUCAUCUACGCCGAGAUCUUCUACAUGAUUCACAUGCAGCUUAAUAAGAAGGUCACCGCCAACCAGACAGACCCAACUCGAUAUUACGGAAAAGAACUGAAGCUGGCCAAAUCUCUUGCGCUUGUGCUUUUACUGUUCGCCGUCAGCUGGUUGCCGCUGCACAUCAUGAACUGCAUCACUCUUUUCUGUCCUACUUGUGAAAAAUCAGUAUAUCUGCUCUAUACUGCUAUUCUGCUCAGUCACGGCAACUCCGCCGUCAAUCCCAUCAUUUACGCCUUCCGGAUUACGAAGUUCCGGAAUGCUUUUGUUAAGAUCUGGAAACAGUACGUUUGCUGUACGCACGUCACACAUUUUGCCAAUCGGCCGAACCUCCGCAGAGAUAGCAAAGAAAAGAGACUGAGGCACAAUGACAUCUGAUGCUAACAGGGUUCCUGUGUGAAAAGUUUUUUAAACAUUUUAUUUUAGAUAAACUUUUUUUAAAGGAUGACGGAUAUACGUGCUUUUGGCCAUCAGAAAUGUUAAAGGAUCGGAUGUAAAGUGCUUGAAGAAUACAUUUACUCAGUCGAUGUUGCAUCGACCGUAAUGCACCAUCAUUGAAGGGCCAUUAAAUAAAUGAAAACACUGCCUUGUAAAGGCACACAGCCACACAGUUCAACUGGCAUUUUGAUGUGUGGGAAAAUAUUUAUCGAUAUUUAACACUGUGCCAUGACUCACAUUCUUAAGCCGCCAUCAUAUAGAGGCUUCAUUUAUCAAAGUGCUAAGAUAAACUGAAAGUGGCUUUCGGUAACACCAACCAACUCAACCGCACUUUUUUUUUUUGCUUGAAAAGAGACAACAAGAUUGUGAAAUGGGGAAAUGGUUUUGGGGUGAGAGACUCCUUUGAGAGGAAUGAGAUAUGACCGACUUGUUGGUCCUGUGUAUGUCAUUUGUUGAGUUUCACGACAAACGCAAUUUGUCAAAUUGUCAGACAGGCAGCUAUGCCCACUUUGUCUUAACAGUCUAGCAUGAGAAACAUGACGGAGAUGCUUUCUGAUGUUUGCAAUUUUAAUUUUCUUGUAUAAAACGAAGUUCCAGUGA